AUGGGGUCCCAGGUAUCAGUGGACACGGGAGCUCUGCACGUGGUGAUCGUGGGUGGUGGCUUCGGCGGGAUUGCAGCCGCCAGCCGGCUGCAGGCGCUGAAUGUCCCCUUUGUGCUGGUGGACAUGAAGGACUCCUUCCACCACAACGUGGCAGCUCUCCGGGCCUCCGUGGAGAGUGGGUUUGCCAAGAAGACAUUCAUUUCCUACUCGGUGACCUUCAAGGACAACUUCCGGCAGGGCCUGGUGGUCGGGAUAGACCUGAAGAACCAGACAGUGCUGCUGCAGGAUGGCGAGGCCCUGCCCUUCUCACAUCUUAUCCUGGCCACAGGCAGCACCGGACCCUUCCCGGGCAAGUUUAAUGAGGUUUCCAGCCAGCAGGCUGCCAUCCAGGCCUAUGAGGACAUGGUGCAGCAGGUCCAGCGCUCACAGUUCAUCGUGGUGGUGGGAGGAGGCUCUGCGGGAGUGGAGAUGGCUGCAGAGAUUAAAACAGAAUAUCCCGAGAAAGAGGUCACUCUCAUUCACUCCCAAGUGCCCCUGGCUGACAAGGAGCUCCUGCCUUGCGUCCGGCAGGAAGUGAAGGAGAUCCUCCUGCGGAAGGGUGUGCAGCUGCUGCUGAGUGAGCGGGUGAGCAACCUGGAGGAGCUGCCUCUCAGUGAGUAUCGAGAGUACAUCAAGGUGCUGACUGACAAAGGCACGGAGGUGGCCACCAACCUGGUGAUUCUCUGCAACGGUGUCAAGAUCAACAGCUCUGCCUACCGCGGCGCGUUUGCAGAGAGCAGACUGGCCAGCAAUGGUGCUCUGAGGGUGAAUGAGCACCUCCAGGUGGAGGGUUACAGCAAUGUUUACGCCAUCGGAGACUGUGCCAAUGUGAAGGAGCCCAAGAUGGCCUAUCACGCCGGCCUCCAUGCCAAUGUGGCUGUGGCCAACAUCAUCAACUCCGUGAAACAGAGGCCCCUCAAGGCCUACAAGCCAGGUGCACUGACGUUCCUCCUGUCCAUGGGGAGAAAUGAUGGCCCAAGUGAGACAUUUGCCUCUGUCCCAGAGGACAGCUCCCCACCUGUGGCUUCAUCCGAGGUGUUCUUGUGGACCGUGGCCAGCAAGCUCACCCUUUCCAGAAGUAGGCCCUGCUGCUUGAGAAACACAGGCCCUGCUGCUGUCUGA
This is a messenger RNA of Galeopterus variegatus (Sunda flying lemur), 1161 nucleotides long. RefSeq names its product apoptosis-inducing factor, mitochondrion-associated, 2 (gene AIFM2). Gene Ontology annotation, cellular component: cytoplasm; mitochondrion. NCBI's taxonomy places the organism in Eukaryota, Metazoa, Chordata, Mammalia, Dermoptera, Cynocephalidae. The transcript is spliced from 9 exons. Gene Ontology annotation, biological process: positive regulation of apoptotic process; apoptotic mitochondrial changes. The record is from RefSeq and is a predicted model, not a curated record. Gene Ontology annotation, molecular function: flavin adenine dinucleotide binding; electron-transferring-flavoprotein dehydrogenase activity. Bases 1 to 1161 code for a protein of 386 amino acids.